This is a messenger RNA of Glarea lozoyensis ATCC 20868, 3015 nucleotides long. Its product is annotated as Zn2/Cys6 DNA-binding protein. The record is from RefSeq and is a predicted model, not a curated record. Gene Ontology annotation, biological process: regulation of DNA-templated transcription; DNA-templated transcription. The transcript is spliced from 5 exons. NCBI's taxonomy places the organism in Eukaryota, Fungi, Ascomycota, Leotiomycetes, Helotiales, Helotiaceae. Gene Ontology annotation, molecular function: DNA binding; DNA-binding transcription factor activity, RNA polymerase II-specific; zinc ion binding. Bases 1 to 3015 code for a protein of 1004 amino acids.
AUGUCGAAGCCCGAGAAUCGAGCCAAACGGCCAAGAAAGGAAAAUAAAGCCCCCGCCGGCUCGUCGCGCGAGAACGAAACGCCCUUAUCUCCAACGCACGCUGGUCAGCCUUCCUCCGACAGCUCGUAUCACCUAUCUCAUCUCCAGGCCUCUCAGCACGUAGGCUCGUCGGCAUCAGCAUUCAGCGUGGGCAAUCCCACGGGGCAGCGCGCCGUGAGCAAUUCGGGACUGGCUCCUCCCCCGGGAAAAAUUGCUAUUCCACCACUCCGGUCGACAUACUCGUCCGAGUCGACGGCGAAGACGGUCAAGAAAGGUCGAACAGCACAUGCGUGCAACAACUGCAGAAAAACCAAGGCCGGCUGUACGGGCGAAACCCCAUGCCCGAGAUGUAGAAACGCAGGAAUCGUGUGUCAAUAUGGCGACGGCAAACGCGAAGCAGAGAAAAAGACGUUGUCAAGACUGAGCAAGGAGACGGGAGUGCUCUCCAAGCAGAAUGCAGAUCUCACAGAUGCUCUCCGACGAAUCCAGCUGGAUCGUGCCCUUUCAGCGGAAGGGAUGAGAGCGGCGAUCGAUAAUGUGCUUGCCAAGACGCCGGCAUCAAGUCCACCAGAGAGAGAGAUGGGGGGAUUGAGCAUGGGGAUAUUUUCACCCGAGGGAGUAGCAGGUACUGACACCACGAAGGACGACGACGACGACGAUGAUGAUGAUGACAAUGAUGAGGUAGGCUCAACCGGAUCUGUAGACGCCGUUCAUGACGAUCCCGACCGAGAAGACAAUAGACCAAGAGGCCAUUUGGGGAAGUCAUCUGCCGUUGCCUGGGCCCAGCGAACCGCCGAUGAGCUUCGGAAGACCAGCAGUCAGGAAUCGUCCGUUGAUUUGCAAGAAGCUGACUUUAAUCUGCCCUCGUACCAUAUCGAGGACGGCGAUAUCAGCUACGUGGUGGACGAGGAGACGCUUGACAUUUUCGAAUGGCCAGAUAUUCGCCUAGCGCACGAGCUGGUCAGGAACUAUUUUGCCCAUGUGCACAACGCGUUUCCAAUCAUUGACAAGUUGAGCUUUGAGUCCUGGUACACGCGUGCAACACCGGAUACGUCUUCUUUGAGCGAAGACGAGACGGUUUGGCUCAGUACCCUGAACUUGAUCUUUGCUAUUGCAGCAUACCAUGCACAUCUAACCAACGCCCAGCACCGGGGCGCUCAUUAUGAUCAUCAGGUAUAUUGCGCUCGGGCAAAGAAGCUUUCCAUGGACGAAAGACUUUUAUACCGAGAUGCCAGAUUGUCCAAUGUUUCCGCCAUGGGUUUGCAGUGUCUUUAUUAUCUUGCGACAUGCCACAUAAAUCGAGCCUGGACUUUCUGUGGCUUAGCGAUCCGGCAAUCAUUGACAUUAGGGCUGCAUAUUCGCUCAGAAGCACAAGAAGUGGGGGAUGUCGAGAAAGAACAUCGGAUUCGGAUUUGGUGGUCUUUAUACUCUUUGGAGUGCUUGUUGAACGAAUCGACAGGGCGGCCAAGCUGUAUCUCCGACACUGACAUCAGCACCCCUCUUCCAAUUAAUGUGAGCGAAGACGAAUUCCACCCUGGCCAAUCAUUAUAUGAGAGGAGAGAGUCUAUGGUUGUAGGUCAUCCUAGCCGUCGAGGGUCACCCAAAGGCAAAGGCCGCAUGACUGCGACGUACUCGUUACCGCUAUCCUCUGUCGACCCAAAACCCUCCCCCAUCCCCUUCCCUGCUGUCCCACUCCCCGUAACGCCCUCGACCUACUUCAUCUAUCGCACCCAGCUUUCCAUCAUAUCGCACGAAAUUGUCACACAGCUGUAUUGCGCGGCCACGGUCAAAGUUAGAUGGUCAGAAGUUCAAGAUGCCAUCAGAAAGAUUGACCAGAGGUUGUCAGAAUGGGUUGGGAAAUUGCCGCGCGAGUUUGACAUGAACAUCGAUACGAUUCCAUCGCCCAAUUGGAACGACCCUUACUUUAUUCCUCAAAUCGGCUUAGCGAUGUUCUACACCAGCUCGCGGAUGCUCCUGUUCCGACCAUUCCUGUGCCGAUUUGACAUCCGUCUAAAAAGCAAGAAUCAAGAAUCGAGGGCUUUCAAUCAAGAUGCGGUGGAGAAUUGCAUCUUGUCUGCUAAAAACAUGAUAGGCCUUUUGUGUUGGUCCUGCUCUACGGUUGAUCAGCUUUACACCAUACCCCCAUGGUGGAGUACCAUCCACAAUAUCUGCCAGGCUCUUUCCGUGCUGAUACUUGAGAUGGCAUUUCGCUCUCAACACAUGCCAGAAGACUUUGGUGAGAUUCUUGCAGACGCGAAAAGGGGCGUUACUUGGUUGGCGCUAAUGGCGUCUGUUUCAAUUCCCGCCCGAAAGGCUUGGGAGGUAUUUGACAAGCUUAUAAGACUAGUCACGCUAAGAGGCAAUUACACAGUCUUUGACCUCCCUGUUGUGGCGCCGAUGCCACCAGGAUAUAACUGGCAUCGACUGGACGCUCCGCAGUCGGACUUAAUUAAUACCAGCCAGCCAAACCCGCUUUCCCAAGCCAAUCUGCAACAAUACCAACAUGGCCAAGGUGCUCAUUUGUCUUCCGACGCAACAGCAAUGUGGACAACUCAACCUGCCUCGCACACAUCAUUUGUCGGAACCCCUAGCUUCGAACCAGCAUUCUCGCCGCAGGAUGCGGCUAACCCCCUCAAUCCAUCUGAAGCUCUUGAUCGAUUUUCGACAAUGGGAAGCAUUCAUGGGCUUUACGAUGAGCCGUGGCAACAUAUGUUUGCUCCACUUACGACCCAAACUGAUAUACCUAUCUACGGGAGUCAACAUUUCGAUACGACUCCUCUUGAUCAAAAUUUCAAUCCCGAGCAGGCUUUCGGCCAAUCAGCUGCCGGUGGUUUCCCACAAUUCGGGCAGCUAAACACUGGAUCUGGAUUUGUACCUGACGUGGACCCCGCAUCAAUGGACCCGACAUCGCCUAUCCAAUCUCAGCAAAAUUUCGAUCCAAACCUUGCAGGAGAAGGCGAUCGAUAUCGGUUCUGA